CGAGCAAAAGCGGACAUAAAGCGCCGCUGAAUAAACUUCAGCAGGAGAAGUUCAUCACAACUCAACUGUGUCUGUACAAAUAGUGCGAAAAUAGUGAAGACUCUUUAUAUAGAAGUGUAAUGAGAUUUAAAGGAAGGUCUGGGCAGCUCAGAUUAUGGGGCUGGUUCCUGCUCUGGUCCAGCUGCGUGCUGCCUGUAAGGUCCCAUGGAGGACAGCAUGGAGAACCAGCUGGUUCAGAUCAAGUACAUCCACCAAUCAUCCGGUUAGACAGGAACAUGGUUCAGGAUAAAGACCACAUCAUGGAGCACUUAGAAGGGGUGAUUGAAAAGCCAGAGUCAGACAUGACACCUCAAGAGCUGCAGCUGCACUACUUCAAGAUGCACGACUAUGAUGGCAACAAUCUGCUGGAUGGACUUGAGCUUGCCACUGCCAUUACUCAUGUGCACAGGGAGGAAGGGGGAGAUAGUAGCCAGCCAAUGAAGGAAGAGGAUCUCAUCAACCUCAUUGAUGACGUCCUCCGAGAUGACGACAAAAACAACGAUGGCUACAUUGACUAUGCAGAGUUCGCAAGGUCUCUGGAGUAAAAGAACACAAGGACAGCCACUGCCUUACAGUGAAUGUAGAUACCUCUGAUGUACAAAUACACUUCACAUGUGUAUGCAGUUUGAUAAUCACAGUGUAUUCAUACCCCAGUAAAAAGUGAAAUUAUAUUAAAGGCUGAGGGUCAUGUAGAGACAUGAUGUUUUUAUUUAUUAUUUUUGCCAUCAAUGUUGCACUCACAUCUGUGCAUCUCUUGUAAGAUUGUACCCUUAAUGCAAAAACUGACAACAAUCAUACAUUGUUUUUGAAUACUUGCUAAAUGAAGCUACAAAGAGAGACUUAAUUGCUGCUCUUCUGAUGAAGGCAUCAGUACACAUGCGCUUUCUGCCUUAAAUGAAAAUCUGUUUUACUUCUAUUAGAAAAUUCUAUUCAAAAUGAUCUGAUGGUUUUUGCUUGGGAGAAUGCACUUUCACAUGUGUUCACAGCAUCUACCUAACUGAUUUUACCAAUCACUGUGCAAUGGACAUGUAAGGAUUGAUUGAAUCCUUUGGUAGCUCUGAUCUUUUGUUGCUGAUGUUCCGUUGGUUGACUUUAUAACAGAUACCAAAGUACAGCAUUGUGCACAAUUGAAAUAUACUUAAUCUGGUGUUCUGAUAUUCUAACACAAGGAAAAGAUCAGGUUGAUAAACAGGAGUUAACAAAAGUGUAAACAAAGUAUCAUAUCUGUUCAAAAACUGCUCAUAAAAAGGCAAAAAUGACAGUUUUUGGUGUUCAAUAUGGUUAAUUUAUUUCUACCAAAGUUGGAAAUGAACACUGAUGGCUUUGAAAAGAAAUGUAAUUAAAAUUGUAGAUAUGCUCCAUUGUACAUUUAAUUUGAAAUGAGAUGUGUUAUGAGAACAUUUGUUUUCACAUGUUUAUACCGGUCCUUAAAGCCCUUAUUUAAACACAUCUACAGCAUGUUCAGGACUGAAUCUAGUGUAUUUCAUAAUAAAAUGUCACUGAUAAAUGCUUGGAUAUGGAAAAUAAAUCUAUAUAAAUGUCAUAAUUGUUUCUAGGUAGAUAUAGCAAUAAUUGAGAAAACAUGUUCUGUGGAAGCAGCUAUAUAAUAAAGACAGAAAAUAUCAAUCUUGCUUUGGCAGUCGUUGAAAAACCUUUUCAUCUUCAUUGUGUAGCUUCUUGUACAUAAAAUUGUUAUGGCUUACUGUACAGUGGGGUCCAAAAGUUGUUUUGUUUUUUAACUUAAAGGUGCACUCAGUAACUUUUGUCUUUGUGUAAUCUUG
Molecule: messenger RNA, 1820 nt
Organism: Xyrauchen texanus (razorback sucker)
Lineage: Eukaryota; Metazoa; Chordata; Actinopteri; Cypriniformes; Catostomidae
Product: multiple coagulation factor deficiency protein 2 homolog
Exons: 4
Coding region: 120-584 (154 amino acids)
Molecular function (GO): calcium ion binding
Source: RefSeq, a predicted model, not a curated record